AGACUGCAAUGCAAUCACUCCUGAGCCAAACCUCCUUCUGUCACAUCCCCACAAGCUUCACCUUUUUUGAUUUUGAGGGAAAAAGCCAGAAUGAAGACUUUGGAUAAACUAGCAACAAGUCCUCAAUUUGAAGGCGCGAGAUUUCUUAGCAUUCAGUGACUCACUCAAGUCACCUGACUCAGAAUGACGCACGUUCACUAUUAAGUGAUUUAUUCUGAGUCUCCUCACCUGUUUUGUGUUUUUACACCUCUCAAGUGCUGCGUGCGCGGCCCCGACGAGGCGUGCGCGUGAUGGGCUCCCUCAUUUGGACCCCGGCCACGCUACCUGCUUGGAAAACCACUUUUUUACUUUUAAACAUUAUCUCAGCCGUCGUGAGCAAAAGACACGCAGUGUACUGGAACUCCACUAACAGCAGGUUAACGGCAGGCGAACUGUCCAUCCAGGUGAACCUGAACGACUACCUGGACUUCUACUGCCCUUACUACCCCAGCCAGCAGACGCUGGGCCCCAAGCAGCCGGAGACGCUGGCCCUCUAUCUAACAGAGGAGGCCACCUUCCAAGGCUGCGUGGAGACGCCGGUGGCCAUCAAGCGAUGGGAAUGCAACACCCCCUUCGCCCCGUUCGGCUCGGUGCGCUUCUCGGAGAAGAUCCAAAGAUUCACCCCGUUCUCGCUGGGGUUUGAGUUUCUGCCAGGGCGCCACUACUAUUAUAGCUCUCUGCCUGCAGAUGAAGGCCCGCCGCUGCCGUGUAUGAAGCUGCGCGUCACCGUGUGCUGCGAGACCGGGGGCGGCCAUCUUGCCACUUGUUGUCGCCUGAAAAUGACAUCACAGCAGCUCAGGUAACGGCCAAUCAGCUUAUGAACGUCACAUGACCAAACUCGGAGAACAAAAAAAAACACCUUAGCGCUAAUGCUCCCUCCAUCCACUCUGAAAAUGACACUGCCACCUACUGUAAUGGAUGUGCAAUUACACUCAGGGAGGUCCCGCCCCCUGCUGCACAAAUACUAGAAUCAUAGAUGUAAAUGAAUGUGAACGCACUUCUCUUCGUGGCUACCUUGGAAAGGUAAUACCUGCCCGACAAUCAGUUAUUACCUCAGCCAAGCACAAAGACAAGCAAUCUUUUUUUUAUUGCCGUUUGUUAGCAAGAUUUGGCAAAAAACGCACAAUCGAUUCAAAGUUUCCCUAUGGGAAAUAAUGCAAAGCCAAUCGUUUGUUCCUGUCCUGAGUCUGUCACCAUCAUAAAACCAUUAUUAACUGGACAGACAAUAUUCUUUAUUAGCGACAGGAAAGUCAAGUUAACGACUAAAAAAAAAAAAGGAACAUUACUCACCCUUUGAAAAUGCCAGACUGACAGGUAAAGUGUGCUGGAACAUGUUUGCCGAGCUUCGUGUGCUUAUGAAUUUACAUCUCCCGGGGGGGGGUGUAGAGUUAUGUAACUAAAUGUGGAAAAACAACAAAGGCCAAAAUGACACCAAAAAAAAAAUCCCAAACCUUAAAAGAGACCAGGCAAAAGAUCACAGAGUGCAUCAAUUUAAAAUAUAAUUUCAUUUUUGUGUGCGUUCAGAGCGUUCACAUGGAGCUCAAGUACGAGCACGUCCUUACAAGCUCAGCAAUAGCAACCGUGAUCGGGGUGGGGAAGCUAAAUUCAAGUGAAUGAUGACGAAAAAACGAUGGUGACAAGGAGAGUGCACUAACUCUAAGGAGAAUGGAAGCGUGAGGCUGAUGGGGCUGAAACACAUCGGGACUAAUGAGCCCAAGCAGCCCGGGAGGUGAGACGCUAGGACAAACAUGCUGUUGAUUUACUUGACAGUGUGGAAGGAAUGACUUGUGAUUGUGAUAAAAAGCAAGUGAAGAACAAAAGACAAGUUGAUUUUCCUCAGCUGUUACACAUGGGAACAUUUUGUGACCAGUAUUUGAAUACAAUUAUGAGUACCUUAUAUUAAAUAUAUAACUUCAUUUUGUAUUAGUUCACUUUAAACGUUUCUACUAUCCGUGCAAUCACGUUGCUUGUUCGAGGAAAACAUUUUACCAUCUGCCUACCUGCAGAAUUGUACGAGACAGGCUGUUAGUAUCGGGUGUCAUAGUAUCGGAGUACUUUAUAAAUGUAGAAGUACGAUGGGACACUAGAAACGAUACGGCUGCUUGAUAAUAACAAUAAUAACAAUAAUAAUAAUAAUAACAAGAAUAACAAUAAUAAUAAUAACAAAAAUAAUAAUAACAAUAAUAACAAUAAUAAUAAUAACAAUAAUAAUAACAAUAGUAAUAAUAACAAUAAUAAUAACAAUAAUAAUGAUAAUGAUAAUACACGUUACUGUAGGAAAAUGUUUCUAAGAAAAAAAUAUUUAACUUGUACCCUACGCCGAGCGUGGGUGAAGGCCCGCUGUGCCGACCCCCACCCCGCCCCCCUUUCCUUCUUAACCCGGGCCGCUAUCGAUCCCAAGCGUGCCACGCGACAGUGCGCGAGCGGAUCGAUGCGCCUGGAUUCAAUCAUGUCUAGAGAAAGACAAGCCAAUUUAUUGUCGUUGGCGGUGCUGAAUGGAAAACGUGAGGACAACGCGCCCGUGAGGGCCGCCAAGUGAAUUACAAGUGGACGUCACUUUAGUGUGUGUGUGUUGUGGCGUGCGUGAUCUAAAAUAUUCCAAUAAUGUUUAUUUUGGAAUGCUUUCUCGUUAGGCUGUCCGUCCUCACGCGCGUCUUAUAAACUUUUAUAUUCUUUCAUUGGCUAGUUAGGAUUGAAGCGUAUUCUGCCUGGCAACAGGACUCGUCGCCGGAUUCAUUAGACCAAUAACAAACAAACAAAACAUAAUGACGUAUGAUGUCCGUGUGAUUUAAAUCCAAAUGGAAAAAAAUAAUUUAGAAAAAAAGCAUAUGCACAACUUUGGAAGAAGCUGAACGCGGAAAAUAUUAGGAUACCUCAAUUUCUUUCAACAGUAAAAAUCUUAAAAUCAAUUUCAAGACACACAUUAAUAUGGGUAUUGUAGUUUUCCUGGUGUGUAGACGACUGAAAGGAAACAUAUCAUGAGAAUUGACUUUUUAUUGAGCUUGUAUAGAAAUAAUUAAGUCUUUGAAUUGCCUGGCCACCCAUCAAGAGUGAAAUGAAACAACUAAGUCAAUCCUUCAUCUCACUGUUUUUGAAAAUGUGUCAGAGAGUGAGCUGUUCUGCACUGUGUAAUCUAACAGUGGGCCCAAUUAGUUCAAUUAGCCAAGGGCGGUAUCGCAUCAUUUGCAGUCUGAGUCUCGGGAAUGGUGAACAUCUGCUCGAGAUGGAGUCGAGUCUUCGAUACCACCACAACAGGAUUUGUUGUCAUUAAAAAAAAAUGUUGCUUAAAGUCUCUAAAUAGAGCAAGAGUCCCAAAUUUGGCAUCACCGAGUAGCUUGCCUGAGCUCCACCUGCAGUUGUCAUGGUAACAAAAGGUAUGGUUUGCAUUUGGAGGAGACACAACCACCCUCUGGCCCAGUAACUGAUUAUUUAUAUCUGCAGAACCUCUAACAAAAAUAUUUGCACAUCAUCCGUGGAAUCAAUAUUUCAAGUUAUUCAGUCAUUUCUGCAUUUUAUCGGAUUGAAUAGCGAAGCUCACGCUAAAUCAAUAGUCACAUGACCAUAGAUAAAGACAAUUUGAUUACUUUAUUCAGCAGCGUAAAAAGCUUAUAGCUCAGUAAGACACACUUUAGCAUUUACAAAUACAGUUCUUUUUUUUUGAACGGCUAUUUCUGCAACUGAACGGACUUUGAAAACAAAAACAUGUUUGUGUACAGGCGUGUAAGUGUCAGGCACGGGAAUUCCGCUCCUCUUCUUCAUUUUCUAAUAGGUAGGCUGGCUGGAAGCGCUUCACUCCUCUUUCAUCCACCACUUGCAGCGCCGCGUUUCGACACGUGUUGUCCAUGCUGCCCAGGGACGUGUA
Molecule: messenger RNA, 3901 nt
Organism: Syngnathus typhle (broad-nosed pipefish)
Lineage: Eukaryota; Metazoa; Chordata; Actinopteri; Syngnathiformes; Syngnathidae
Product: ephrin A4
Exons: 4
Coding region: 291-842 (183 amino acids)
Biological process (GO): ephrin receptor signaling pathway; axon guidance
Cellular component (GO): plasma membrane
Molecular function (GO): ephrin receptor binding
Source: RefSeq, a predicted model, not a curated record